ACGCCAUGAAGCAGCUGUGCCUGUGCGCGGCCGCCUCCUUCGCGCUUCGGCUCAGCCCCACCGACCUCGGCUCCUGCCCGCCCUGCGGCCCCUGCCCCAUCCCGAAGCCCCCAGCCAGAGGCAGGCGCCAGGGCCAGGACUGGACCAAAAGUGACCAGCGGCUGCUGCAGGCAGUGGAGAACGGCGACCCUGCCCAGGUGGCUGCGCUUCUCGCCCGCAAGGGCCUGGUGCCCACCAAGCUGGACCCCGAGGGCAAGUCUGCCUUCCACCUGGCAGCCAUGAGGGGAGCAGCCAGCUGCUUGGAGGUGAUGCUGACACAGGGCGCCAAUGUGAUGAGCACCGACGGAGCAGGUUACAAUGCCCUCCACCUGGCUGCCAAGUAUGGGCACCCACAGUGUCUCAAGCUGCUGCUACAGGCCUCCUGCGUGGUGGAUGUGGAGGACAGCAGCGGGUGGACAGCCCUUCAUCAUGCAGCGGCUGGUGGCUGCCUGUCUUGCUCAGAGCUACUCUGUUCAUUCAAGGCGCAUCUGAACCCCCGAGAUCGGUCGGGCGCAACUCCCCUCAUCCUAGCUGCUCAGAUGUGUCACACCGAUCUGUGCCGCCUCCUCCUGCAACGGGGGGCUGCCGCAAAUGACCAAGACCUGCAGGGCAGGACGGCCCUGAUGCUGGCCUGUGAGGGGGCCAGCCCCGAAACGGUGGAGGUGCUGCUUCAGGGCGGGGCCCAGACGGGCAUCACAGAUGCACUAGGCCAGGAUGCAGCUCAUUAUGGUGCCCGGGUCGGGGACAAACUCAUCCUACACCUUCUCCAGGAGGCGGUCCAGCGCCCCUCGCCACCCAGUGAGCUUGACUCAGGAGAAGCGUCAUCUCAGAACUCGGUGUCCAGCCAAGAAAAGCGGGGGGCUGCCAAGAAGCGGAAGGCACCCCAGCCUCCUGCCAGCAUUCCUGUGCCGGACGACCGCGAAGCCUACGAGGAGAUCGUGCGCCUGCGGCAGGAGAGAGGCCGGCUCCUGCAGAAGAUCCGGGGCCUGGAACAGCACAAGGAGCGCAGGAGGCCGGAGCCCCUGGAGCCAGAAGCCAGCUCGGUGCACAGCCUGGAGAGACAGGUGCAGGAGCUGCAGCAGCUGCUGGCAGAAAAGCAAGAGGAGAAGGAGAGUCUGGGACGGGAGGUGGAGAGUUUGCAGAGCCGGCUGUCCCUGCUGGAGAAUGAGCGAGAGAAUACCAGCUAUGACGUGUCUACCCUACAGGAGGAGGAGGGGGACCUGCCUGAUGCAGCUGGGGCCGAGGCUCUGCUGAGCCCGUCGGCUCGGGGCCUCCUGGCCUCGCUGCAGGAGCAGGUGGCUGAGCUCACCAGGCAGAACCAGGAGCUGAUGGAGAAGGUGCAGAUCCUGGAGGACUUCGAGAAGGAGGAUCUGCAGGUGGAGGCGAACGGCGCCCCCGAGGUCAUCCCGCUGCUGCUCUACGACUCUCUCCGCGCCGAGUUCGACCAGCUCCGGAGGCAGCAUGCCGAGGCCCUGCGGAGGCUGGAGCAGCAGGAGGCUCCAAAGAACCCCGGAGGCCACGAUGAGGCAGCCCAGGAGGAGGACAGGGAUGGGGGAGCCAAGACCCCCCAAAAGAGGCCUUCCAGCGCAGGGCUAAAUGGCACCGUGACUCCAGAAAGCCAAGUUAACGGAACCGCGGAUGAGGAGACUGCUGGAGUUGAAACCACGACGUUGGAAAUAGCAUCCACGAAUCCCGAGGCCACGGGAACCCAGGCCACUGAAACCGAAUGCGCAGACACGGAGGUCGCAGGAACACUGGGGGACGGAGCCGAGGCUGUGGAAACAAAAGCCACAGGGGCUGAGAUCCUAGAAGGGAAGAUGACAGAAACAGAGAACACGGGCACCAAGGCCACAGGAGCCGAGGCCACUGAAGCAGAGGCCACAAACCCCAAUGCAAAUCCUGUAGCAGCAGAGGUCAAGGGACUGGGGGACGUGGAAGCUGAGGCCCUGGGGACAGGCGCCACCAACAGCGAGGCCACGGGAGUGGAGGCCCCGGAUGCGGAGGCCACAGAUGCAGAGGCCACUGCUGCUCCAGGGGUCCCCGCGGGUCCCGUCCUGCACCCUGGGGCUGCCGAGGCGUCGGAGAAGCUGCAGGCCGAGCUGGAGAGCAGGAUCCGAGGCUUGGAAGAGGCUCUCCGGCAGCGAGAGCGGGAGGCGGCCGCCGAGCUGGAGGCAGCCCGUGGCAAAUGUGAGGCCGCAGAGGCCGAGGCUGGCCGGCUGCGGGAGCGGGUACGCGAGGCCGAGGGCAGUGGGGCCGGCGGGGGCAGCGGCGGCGGCGGGGGCAGCGGCGGCGGUGACACUGUCCAGCUGCGGGCGGCCCUGGAGCAGGCCCGGGAGGACCUGCGAGGUCGAGACUCGCGCCUGCGGGAGCUGGAGGCAGCCGUGGCCCAGCUGGACGAGGCCCGGGCCGGCCGGCUGCUGGCCGAGGAGGAGGCCAGGGGAUUGCGGGCCGAGCUGGCCCGGCGGGAGGAGAUGCGUCUGGAGCAGAGCCGGGAGCUGGAGGUGCUGCGGGAACAGCUGGCCACGGCCAGGGCCGCAGGGGAGGAGCAGCGAGCCGCAGCCGCCGAGCUGGGCGAAGCCAAGGCCGCGGCCGAGGCCCGGGCCACCGAGCUGGCCACGGCGUGCGAGGAGGCCCGGCGCGGGCUGGCCGAGCUGCGGGAGGCGUCCGAGGCUCUGCGCCAGGCCUCGGUGCCCGCGGCUGAGCAUCGCCGGCUGCAGGAGGAGGCGCUGGAGCUGCGGGGCCGGGCGGCCAGCCUGGAGCAGGAGGUGGUGGCCACGGGCAAGGAGGCCGCCCGGCUGCGCGCGGAGCUGGAGCGGGAGCGCACGGGCAGCGUGGCGCGCUCCGAGCACGAGCAGGUGGUGGGCGCGCUGCAGGCCGACGUGGCCCGGCUGCAGGGCCAGCUGGAGGACCUGGGGCGCCGGCACGAGAAGACAAGUGCAGAGGUCUUCCAGGUACAGCGUGAGGCGCUGUUCAUGAAGAGUGAGCGCCAUGCGGCCGAGGCUCAGCUGGCCACAGCCGAACAGCAGCUCCGGGGGCUCCGAACCGAGGCGGAAAGGGCACGGCAGGCCCAGAGCCGAGCCCAGGAGGCCCUGGACAAGGCCAAGGAGAAAGACAAAAAGAUCACAGAAUUAUCCAAAGAAGUCUUCAACCUAAAGGAGGCGCUCAGAGAGCAGCCGGCAGCCCCAGCCAGUCCCGAGGUGGAGGCCCUGCGUGGCCAGGUCAGAACUCUCCAGCGGGAACUGCAGGAGGCUGCCCGGGAGCACUGUGCUGUGGUGGCUUUGUACAGAACGCAUCUCCUGUAUGCCAUUCAGGGCCAGAUGGACGAGGACGUGCAAAGGAUUCUCAGCCAGAUCUUACAGAUGCAGAGACUGCAGGCCCAGGGCCGCUGAAGCUGCGGGACAGCCUCCCCUCAGAGCUGUGGCCCCCUCCAGAUGCGCAGGGGACACGGGCUUGGCGGACCCUCACCACCACCAUAGGCCAGCCAGCCUGGGGCCUUUCCUGACCGUGUCCAGCUGGCUCAUCACCCCGCUGCUCCCUGCCUAGGCUGCUCAGUGUGG
Messenger RNA from Dipodomys spectabilis (banner-tailed kangaroo rat), 3596 nucleotides. It is a transcript of the gene Ankrd24, whose product is annotated as ankyrin repeat domain 24. The coding region runs from base 6 to 3428 and encodes 1140 amino acids. The transcript is spliced from 21 exons. Lineage: Eukaryota; Metazoa; Chordata; Mammalia; Rodentia; Heteromyidae. Gene Ontology annotation, molecular function: actin binding. The record is from RefSeq and is a predicted model, not a curated record.